AUGGUCUCGCAACUCAAGUCGAUCACGUUCUUCAUUAUUCUCAUUAUGACUGUCACCACUUAUGUACAAUCAGCACCAUCGAAUGGUGGUUGGGGCGGAUCGUCAGCAGCUGGUUGGAGCAGCUCUCCAUCGGGAAGCUUUGGUGGCGCAUCCGCAAGUGGACAGGCAGCACGAAACGGGAAAGCUAACAAUGAAGAAAGAAUGCUUGUGAAGGGCUGGAUUACCCUCAAUGAUCCUCAAUGA
This is a messenger RNA of Anisakis simplex (herring worm), 243 nucleotides long. The record is from the annotation of a GenBank genome assembly. Lineage: Eukaryota; Metazoa; Nematoda; Chromadorea; Rhabditida; Anisakidae.